Saprolegnia diclina VS20 is the source of this 2314-nucleotide messenger RNA. RefSeq lists its product as hypothetical. The transcript is spliced from 6 exons. Bases 36 to 2213 code for a protein of 725 amino acids. NCBI's taxonomy places the organism in Eukaryota, Oomycota, Saprolegniomycetes, Saprolegniales, Saprolegniaceae. The record is from RefSeq and is a predicted model, not a curated record.
AGCCAAUCACCAACAAGUUGGAAAUCUUGGUCACGAUGCUGGUGGCGCGAGCAUCACUGCGGCGACGUGGCUUCCAUGCCCCGCGGUCGCUCGUCGACGGCGGCGAUCGCAUCCUGCGCGAGGGCGACCCGAUGACCAAGGUCCGCUGGAGCCUCGCGACGCAGCAGUUGUGGCAGGAAGGAAAUCUUCCGCUGUGCCACGAGGAGACGUGGUGUGGGAAUCCGCCCGACUAUCCCGCGCGAGGUCCGCUCCCGCGGCUCUACGACCCCAAGGACAUGCCGAGCGACAAGUCGACUCCGAUUCCGAUCGGAAUUCUGCACGGCCUGGCGCAUAUUGAGCUCGGCGCCAUUGACAACUACUGGGACACGGUCGUGCGCUUUGCGCCGGAGCCCGCCGACGACGUGUACCACCUGCCCCGCGCCUUCUACGACGACUUUGCCAACGUAGCUUGUGACGAGGCCCGUCAUUUUGAGCUCGUGGAGAGCCGUUUGCGCGAGCUGGAUUCGUUUUAUGGCCAGCUGCCCGCGCACCGAGCACUCCUCGAACACGCGGCCAACACACGCAGCACGCUUGCCGCACGACUGGCUGUGAUCCCGCUUGUGCAAGAGGCUCGCGGCCUCGACGCUGGCCCUCGGCUGGUGCACAAGCUGAAGUCUCUUGGUGACCCGGUGUCUGCAGACGUUGUUGCACAGAUUGUGUUUGAGGAACGUGGCCAUGUGGCCCGGGGCAUCGAGUGGUUCACGUACCUCUGCGGUCAGAUCCAGAGAGAUCCCGUUCCGUACUUUCACGAGCUCGUGCGCGAGUUCUUCCCCGACGGUCUCCCGGGGCCGUUCAACCUCGAAGCGCGUUUGGCGUCACACAUGCCGCCGAAAUGGUACCAGCCACUCGAGAUGGCGCCCAAGCCCAAAAAGGCGGCAGCCCCCGUGACAUCGCCACGUCACGUAAACCGUCCGACCAAUGGCAAGACUCUCGUUGUCGCGGGUUGCGUCUGGCCCGAGCGCACGUCGUCGGCUGCGGGCGUGCGUACGACCGACAUGAUCGAGAUGGCGCGCGACGAAGGCUAUGACGUCAUUUGCAUCUCGCCGUGCCGGCCAAACGAACACACGGCGCGCUGGGAGGCAGACGGUGUUGCCUGUGUCCAGCUCGACCCCAACACGGGCGACGUCGAGACGUUCCUCAAAGCGACCCGCGUCGAUACAGUGGUUUUCGAUCGGUUUAUCGCUGAAGAAAUGUACGGCUGGCACGUCGCGACGCAUGUACCGAGUGCCAAACGCAUCCUAGACCUCCAAGACGUGCAUUUUCUCCGAAAAGCGCGCGAGCAUCUCGUGCUCAAAGCCAAGGUGGACUUUGAAGCGACGCUCGGUCUCGACAUUGACGUCGAGCCGGUGCUGCCAAGCGUACUGCGGGAGCUCGCGAGUAUCUAUCGGUCCGACACGACGUUGUACGUCUCCGAGUUCGAGAAAGCGCUGCUUGUCGAGCGCUUUGGCGUACAUUCGGCAUCGCUGGAAGCCCUGGACUACAUGCUGCCGCUCGCUGCGCCAUCGAUGCCGACGCCGUUCGAAGAGAGGGAGCACGUGGCUGUUGUUGGGAGCUUCAAGCACCCGCCCAACGUCGACGGCCUCAAGUGGCUCACGAAUCACAUCUGGCCUCGGACGCGGGAACUCAUUGGGAAGGAUGUGGAGCUCCACAUCUAUGGCUCGUACGCGAGCGCGAAGGACAUGAAGCACUUUGAGCAGCCGCGCGAAAACGUGCGCAUGAUGGGUUUUUGCAAAGACGUGCACGCGACGCUGGGCCAGUACCGCGUGAGUCUCGCGCCACUGCGGUUCGGUGCCGGCAUCAAGGGCAAGGUCAUCGACUCGUGGAUUGCGGGUACGCCCGUGGUAUCGACCAGCGUCGGCGCCGAGGGCUUGCACUUUGACGCAACGGGCGUGUGGGGUGGCCGCGUCGCGAACGCACCAGACGCCUUUGCGCUCGCGACGCAGCAAUUGUACGACGAACCUGGCGCGUGGAAAGCGUGCCAAGACGCUGGUCACGGAAUCUGCCAAACCCACUACGAUCGGCGCAAGCAGCAACACGCUUGGACAGGCGUGCUGCAGACGCCACCGCGGGAAAACUGGCUCGGCCGCGUCCUCUCGUCAAGCCAAUUCCGGGCGACCGAGUACAUGUCGCGCUUCAUCCGAGCCAAGAACGAGGCUGCCGCAUCUUCGAGCUAGUUUACCUCUGUCAUUGCCAAGCUAGUAACCAGCUCCAGCACAUGAAUGCAAAUCCCAUGCACUUAAAGCGCCUUUUAUUCAAGAAAUUGGUAUUCUAGUAA